Messenger RNA from Zeugodacus cucurbitae (melon fly), 3533 nucleotides. RefSeq lists its product as uncharacterized. The coding region runs from base 1702 to 3252 and encodes 516 amino acids. Lineage: Eukaryota; Metazoa; Arthropoda; Insecta; Diptera; Tephritidae. The transcript has 7 exons. The record is from RefSeq and is a predicted model, not a curated record.
CAGUUGCAAAGCGAUCGGCGUGGUGAACAUACGUACAAAUGAAAAGUUGCGGUUAGUGAACGCUUGGGCAAGCAAUUAAGCAGCGAGCGAACGAGCGAGUAAGCAAAGUAAGCGGUCAGCGCACAAGUUCGUGGCUUAAGUCUUUCGUUCGUUUUCACUUUUCGCUUAACGGUGUGACUUGAGCGCCGGCAUACAAACACACAUACAAAUAGGAAUACAAAAAUACACACGGAAUUGCAAACAAUAAUGAAACUUCCUGUAAAAUCGGCGACAAACUAUACAAAAACAUUGUAAGCAUUCGAAAGAUAUUAGACGGAAAAUGCAGAUAAUAAAACGCUGACAGCAAUAAAAUCGUGUGAAUAGUAAAAGUAAUAAAAAUUACAGUGUCGAGUGAUACAUAAGCAUAUAUAUGGAUAUAUAAGUAAAUGUGAUUAGACAUUGGAUAGUGAAACGAUCGUGAUAAAUAAAUGUGCAAUUACAAAAAAAAUUAUAAAAGAAAACCAAUAAAAAUAAGCAGCGACAAUAACAAACCCAACAACAACGCGACGAACCAAUAAAAAAUUAAUUGCAACAAAAUCGUAAUUAGCAACAGCAAAAGCAAUAACGACACAUUUUCUUUUCUGCUGACAGCGCAAGGUGUUGCAUUUAAGCGCUACUUACAACAACAACAACUUAUGUGUUACAGACGUGUGUGGCAGUGUUGCAUCCCAGUGCUGAAGAGAAUGUGGGAAUUGUGAGCUUUAAUAUAUAUAAACUCCUUGUGUGUUUUAUAACAACAACAAUCUGUUUUAAACGACAACUAUAACUGUAGCAACAAUAACAACAACAAAUCGCAUUACAACGACACAUCAGCAGCAAGCAUAACGCACAACGAAAGUGAAAGCAAAACUAACUGUACAUUGAAAGCGCGAUAAAAAAUAUAUCGACCCAACAGACAAAUACCGAAACGCUUAAGCGGCUUAACGCAAAAAAACGCUUUUGCUAACAUUGAAACUAAAUAGCAACAAAAAGUAUAUACGCAUAAGGCGAACCAAAAAUUAAAUAAACUAAAAACUCAAAAAACCAUAACACAUUUAUUGGCAACGGAGAUAACUAAUAAUAAUCGAAAAAAAUAUGUUCGAGAAAAAACGCUUUGAUUCGAACGAAAUUACUAACAACUAAAACGAGCUCUUCCUCAUCAAAAAGGUGUCAUCAAACAGCGAUUAUUGCACAUAAGCACAUAUGCCUACAAACAUACAUAUCUACAUAUAAGAGCAUAUAUAUUGGCCAAAUUUAGCAUAAGAAUAAGCACAUUCACCAAAAACGGGACAAAAACACAACAACAACAAAAAACUAACAAAGGUGAUCAAAUUCAAAAAAAAAAGAAGUAAAAAAUAAUUCAAAACAUCCAAACAAACGGUGGUGUUGACCUCAACGAACAACGACUUCACUCAAACGCCGCCGCUAAAAACGACUCAACUCAAACGAAAAUACUCAAGCGACCAAAGAACUCACUCAAACGCUACGCACCGCAUCCAUCACACGCUUUGUCAUUGAAACGCGCGACAGCUCCAAUGAUUUUCGAAUGCCGUUAUUGAUGCUCCAUAAAUUACAUAUAUACAUACAUACAUACAUAUAACGGUAUAUAUGACAAAUUUUGCUUUUGUUUAAUUAAAAUUUUGUUUAUACAAAAAACAAAACAAAUCCAACAACAACAACAAAAUGAACUAUGAAAAGGCCAUCGGUGAAACGCAGCCGUACGAGAGCAAAGGCAGCUACAACAACAACAACAACAACGCAAAUAGCAUACAAACAUUUUGGAAUGAUCAAAUAAUGGAGCGUUUCAUAAAGGCCAAUUUAUUUAUGAUUUGCUGUGUGGCAGCCGGUUUGCUACUGAUCGUCUAUUUGGGUGCAUUCUCAUGCGAAGUGUCUUGGAUAUUGGAAGCACACGGUGAUUUGCCGAUGUCAUCGUAUAUACUUUGCACACAAUUCUUCAUCGUUUUUGUGGCAACAACAAUACUCAUACAUGGACUGGUCACCGGGUUGCCGUGGGGUCUAUUCGCAUGGUCAGUCGUUAUUGGGCUACUUUCAAUACCGGAACUGAUAUUUGUCAUGAUUAUGACAACGCAACAUUGGGGUCUACAAUCGGUGCAUGGACUCACUGAGCUCAUUUCCUACCUCGUAAGACUGGUGAUAAAUUGUUUUGCGUUGAUUUGUGUGAUACCAACCGGUAUAAGAUGGCGCCGCGAGACACAGGUGCUGACACAGCUGCAGGGCUUGGCCACACGUCUCCAGCUGCAGACGCCGCCACCGAGCGUGCCCAUCGUCAAGGCCGACUCGCGACGUGCCAGCAAACGGCGACAGAGCGCCGGCUUCGAGAAUGCCGGCUACGAGGUGAGCGAACCGACCAAGAUCAAUAUGGGCGGCUCGCAGGCGCAAGGUCUCAACAUGUACAACAACAGCAAUCCGUUGUUUGGCUCACAAAAUGAAUUCAAUGCGGCGAUCUUCAUGCCACAGUACAUGCAACAGUUCAACGGCCACGCUUACGGUCACGGUCAUAACGGCGGCGUCGGCGGUGGAGGUGGCGUGCAGAUGCGCAACGCCGGCAAUCGCGCUCAAUCGCUAAUGGAUCUGCGCUGCACACUUCCCGGCAUGUAUAAUCCGCGCUAUGUGCUCGACACCGAGGACAAGAAUGGCAAGUACUUCAACAUCACCAUUGACGACCUGAAGAACAGCAUACAGGACUCGCACAAGCAGCAUCAGCCCCCAUCGUCGGUCAUUGGUUCGGUUAACGACCCGAUCUAUUGUUCGAUCGAACCGAAGUUGCCGACACCGCCGCAGCAGCGUCAGCGUUCGCCCGAGAAGUCCGUGCAAUCGUCGUCUUCGUCGGGAAAGUUGACGCGCAACUGCAUUUCGCUGGAGAAUUUGGACGGCAUUACGAAGGUGCAAAACGAAUUGGCCGCCUACGGCAAUAAUCUGUUGCAGAACUACACACAACAACAGCAAUACUAUUUGGCCAUGCUGAGCGGUUACUUGAACAAUCCGGUGCACGGCACUGGGGUGUAUCGUCGCCCGUCGAGCGGCUCGGCGGUGGGUCCCUUCUCGGGCACCGUGUUAGCGCAACCGCUGCCGCGUCGCAACUCACAGCAGCUGCAGUACUACGGCGGCUUCGACUAUGCGAACUACACGAAUCCCUACAUAACGGCGAACAGUAAGCUAUCGCUGGGCAAUGAGUCCGAUGAUUAUCGGAAGUAUCGCGAUGUGGCGCUGUAGGCGCACACAGGAGAUGAUUCUUAGGUUAUGUGUUUAGGUGCUAGAAAAUGAGUCAAUGUUUACAGUUAGCUUUUAGUUUGAGGUUAGAUUAAUUUUUCGUUAAAUGUAUAAAUGUAGGACGUGUAUGUAGUUAUUAUUGGGCUUAAGCCACAUGCACUGAUUGACUAAAUAAAUUUUGAGGUUAUGAAGAGUAAUUAAAUUUAAAAAUAAUAAUUAAUGUAAAAAAAUAUGUAUUUGUAAAUGUAUAAAUAAAUGAAUUGGAAAAAAUAAUAAUAAUAUUA